AAAAAGAUGGCUCGCUCGCGGCGGCGCCUCUUGCCCCUCGAGUCGCUAUCCUGCAGUGACUCUUGUGACACGCCUUUUUCUUUUACUACCUCCAUGGAGUGGGACACUCAGGUGGUGACUGGCUCUUCCCCUCUAGGUCCUUCCGGGACUGAGGUGGGGGCGUCACCCGUCGACCUGCGGCUGCCUGCGUGGUUGGAACCCGAGAGGUGUGCCGUGUUCCAUUGCGCGCAUUGCCACGCAGUGCUCGCCGACACCGUGCAUCUCGCCUGGGACCUGUCGAGGUCUCUCGGGGCAGUGGCCUUCUCCAGAGUCACGAACAACGUCGUUUUGUUAGAGCCCUUUCUCGUUGGAAUUGAAGGUUCUCUCAAAUGCAGCACAUACAACCUUCUCUUCUGUCAUUCCUGUGGGGUUCCUGUUGGUUUCCAUCUGUAUUCCACCCAUGCUGCUCUGGCUGCCUUGAGAGGUCACUUCUGCCUUUCCUGUGAUAAAAUGGUGUGCUAUCUCUUAAAAACAAAGGCCAUAGUAAGUGCAUCUGAGAUGGAUAUUCACAAUGUGCCUCUACCAGAAAAGAUUGCGGAGCUGAAAGAGAAGAUAAUGCUAAUUCACUCUCGUUUAAAUUCACUGAUAAAGACUCUGAAGGAUGUGACUCCUGAUCAUUCUAACCAAGAAAACUGAAGAAACAAGGUAUUAGUACAGAACUCCCUCCUAUCCUCAACAACA
This is a messenger RNA of Phodopus roborovskii (desert hamster), 720 nucleotides long. RefSeq names its product Opa interacting protein 5 (gene Oip5). The record is from RefSeq and is a predicted model, not a curated record. NCBI's taxonomy places the organism in Eukaryota, Metazoa, Chordata, Mammalia, Rodentia, Cricetidae. The transcript has 5 exons. Gene Ontology annotation, biological process: chromosome segregation; CENP-A containing chromatin assembly. Gene Ontology annotation, cellular component: chromosome, centromeric region; nucleus; chromatin. Bases 7 to 675 code for a protein of 222 amino acids.